Rubroshorea leprosula is the source of this 2273-nucleotide messenger RNA. NCBI's taxonomy places the organism in Eukaryota, Viridiplantae, Streptophyta, Magnoliopsida, Malvales, Dipterocarpaceae. The record is from the annotation of a GenBank genome assembly.
AAAACCCACCCUGUAUUUUCAAAGUUAAAAGGAGUCGCUUGUGGCCGGAGGAUAUCACUUCACAGUUGUAAAGUUCAUUAGGAAGCUUCAAUACGCACUAAAAACAAUAGAAGAAAACGAGGGGUGGAUCAGGAUUUCGCCUGUUCAAAUAAUUCUUUGGAGCGGAGCUGAUGACAACUUCGAAACAGAAGCAAUUUCGUGUCUUUAUGUUUUAGAUGCUCUCAUAUGCUAAUUAUCAUUCGUGCACUUGGAUUGCCUGCUGCCUGCAUGAGGACUUGCCGCUAUGGUACUGCUACAGGUUCUUAUCAUCAGGUGCACACCAUCUGUUCUACAAAAUUCCCCAAAGAGCUAAGCAUGGCAAUGCACAUGAGGCACUGGAGGUUUUCUGUCAUAUAAAUGCAUCGGGUACAAAGCCAACUAGGUUCCUUCUUUGCACUGCUCUUAAUUCUUGUGCAAAAGCACUUAACUGGUGCCUUGGUCUGCAAAUUCAUUCCUACAUUGUUAGGACUGGGUAUGAAGAAAAUUUAAUUUUGAACAGUGCACUUGUUGAUUUAUAUGCUAAGUGUGGUGCAAUUGUUGCUGCAAGAAGGCUAUUUGAUGGCAUGAAAAAGCAUGAUCAAGUUUCUUGGACCUCAAUUAUAGCAGGGUUAUCCCAGAAUGGACAUGGAAGGGAAGCCAUUUCAAAAUUUCGGAAGAUGAUGUGUACUGACAUUAAACCGAAUUGUUUUACCUAUGCUAGUGCUAUUAGUGCAUCUACAGGGCUUGAAAAUCCAUUUGAGCAGACUGCAUUGCUCCAUGCUCAUGUUCUCAAACUUGGGUUUAAUACUAAUGGUUAUGUGGCCAGUGCUUUGGUUGAUAGUUACUCAAAGUGUGGACGGAUGGAUCCAGCUAUUCUGCUGUUUGAGGAGACUACAGAGUGGGAUAAUGUCCUACUCAAUUCCAUGAUAUCAGGGUAUUCUCAGAACCUAUGUGGUGAAGAAGCAUUGAAACUGUUUAUGAAGAUGAGGAAGGAGAAUCUCAGUCCAACUGAUCACUCUUUAACUAGCAUUUUGCAUGCCUGCAGUAGCCUAACUGUUCUACAACAAGGAAGACAGGUGCACUCUUUAGUUAUUAAAAUGGGCUCUGAACGCAAUGUGUUUGUAGUUACUGCUUUGAUUGACAUGUACUCCAAGUGUGGCUUUAUAGAUGAGGCUCAUGAAGUUUUCAAUCAAACAGUACAAAAGAAUAGUGUAUUAUGGACUUCAAUGAUCAUGGGUUAUGCUCAGAGUGGCAGGGCAUCAGAUGCUUUGCAACUCUUCAAGCAUUUGAUGAUCAGUGAAGACUACACACCAGAUCAUAUUUGCUUUACUGCUAUAUUGACUGCCUGCAAUCAUGCUGGGUUUCUGGACAAAGGGAUAGAAUAUUUCAACAAAAUGAGGGAUUAUGGGCUGGUUCCUGAGCUUGAUCAAUAUGCUUGCUUGGUAGACCUCUAUGCAAGAAAAGGGCACUUAAGAAAGGCAAGACAGUUGAUGGAGGAAAUGCCUUGUGAUCCCAAUCAUGUUAUGUGGAGUUCCUUUUUGAGUUCUUGCAAAGUUUAUGGGGAAGUAGAGCUCGGGAGGGAGGCUGCAGAUAAGCUUUUCCAGAUGGAACCACUUAAUGCAGCCCCAUACAUUACAAUGGCAAAUAUAUAUGCAGAAGCUGGUUUAUGGGCUGAAGUAGCUGAAAUUAGGAAGCUGAUGCAGCAGAAGGGAAUAAGGAAAAGUGCAGGUUGGAGUUGGGUAGAAAUAGAUAAGGGGGUUCAUGCUUUUUCAGUUGGUGAUGUAACUCACCCUCAGUCCCAGGAGAUCUAUGCAGAAUUGGAAAAACUGAACUUGGAUAUGAAAGAGGCAGGAUACAUGCUCGCUGAGCAAUAUGGGUUAGAGAAUACUGUGUUAACAAUGGAAGACUAGAAACUUCAAAUCUUUGAUACUUCCAGAAGCAGCAGGAUACAGAGAGUAAAUCACGUCUAUCCUAAGAACAAAAUAGAUAGCUAUCCAUCAGAAACCAUACAUAGGAAUUUCUUAAGCGUUGCACAUCACACACCAUACUUUUUGCACAUGAUUGAUUAGAUUCACAUUUCCACAUUUGCUGGCCUAUUAACUAAAUAUGUGAUGCCAACAUGAUUAACUAGUCUCCUUUCAUCUCUUUCUUGUUGGUGCUUAGGUUUGAUUUGAUCUGUUCUCCCUUUUGCCAUGACUUUAUGCCAAUCAUAUUCAUACCCAUUGUAUGAUGGACAACAAAAUGCAGCCCCAUGC